Messenger RNA from Ectocarpus sp. CCAP 1310/34, 3328 nucleotides. The record is from the annotation of a GenBank genome assembly. Lineage: Eukaryota; Phaeophyceae; Ectocarpales; Ectocarpaceae.
GUCGUACAAGACCACACCCGCCAACACCAUGGUAUGGUACUGUGCGGACAAGAGAUGCCCACCAAAAACAAGAGCAUGCUAUGGCCACAGAGAUACCACUGGGAAGCCACGUGGGGACAAGAUGUGUUUCGCACACAAGACACCCACUAUGAUCAGCCUGAAUGCGACGCACUGUAAGUACGCCGGUUGUAGAAGAUCUCCUUCGUACGGCUGUGUCUCCGAAUCAACGAAAGGCCUGAGAAUAUUUUGUUCAGAACACGGCAAAGGCAAGAAAGGGAUGAGCAACGUAAAGGACAAGAGGUGUGCCGAACCAGAGUGUAGAACCCUAGCCAACUAUGGUUUCGGCAAGAGCACGUACUGUGGCCUUCACAAAAAAAAUGGGAUGAGUAAACGCGCGGCGUCGGCAGCUGCUUCGGUGAUGCGGGGGCCGGUAGUAUCAUCGCCAGAAUCAGCAGCAACGGUAGUGGACACAUCGCCAGCAUCAGUAACGGUACGAGAGGAGGAUGGCGUGGGAGAGUUAGGGCAGAGACCAGCAUCAGCGGCAACUGGGUCCGUACAAGAUUCAGUGGUAAACACAACAGCGACAACAGCAGCGGGAGGGGAGUGUGAGAGAGAAGGAGGAAGGAAGCCACCAGAGCCGUGCAACAAGUCGGUUGCGGUAGCGGUAAUAGCAUUUGCGGCCGUGGCACACACAUCGGAUAGAGAGUCGUUGGUGAACACAGCAGCGAGAGAUAGCGGGGAGGGGGAAGGAGGAGGGCAGCCAUCAGAGUCGGUGGUCAACACAGCAGCGGCUACGGCGGGCGUGCAGGGCGAGGGGGAAGGGGCAGCAGCGGCAGCAGCGGGUGAGGUGGGGCGAGGGGAACGCGAGGACACAUCUCCGGCGCCGGCAGCAUCAACAGCUGUGGGCGAAGGCGAGGGGGACGAGAGAGAAGAAUUGAGGAAGACGGUGGCGCCUUGGGUAGAACAAGAAUUAGCAGCAGCGCGCGUAGAGGGGGAGGGGCAAGGAGAACCAACAGAGUCGGCGGUCAGUACAGCAGCGGCAGCAGGGAGCGUGCAGGGUGAGGGGGACGGGGCAGCAGCGGAAGCAGGGGAUGCAGCGGGUGAGGUGAAAGACACAUUUGCGGCUCCGGCAACAGCUGCACCAACAUCGCCAGCACCAGCACCAGCGCCAGCACGAGCGGCACCACAAGGCGUUGAAGGCAGUUCGGGCACCGGAGCGGCGGCAAGCGGGUGUGGGAGUGGUCGUGGAAGCGGGAGCGGAGGUGUUCAUGAACACGAGGAGUACGCCGUUCCCGCGGCUGAAGCGGACUCAGAUGACGAUGGUGCCGCCGUGGUUACGCCUGGACAAGGGACGGAUCCGGAGCAGCCUGUUCCGGCGAGCGGUGAACGAGGAACAGUCGUUGGAGCGAGAGCAGAGGAAUGCACGGCGCCAGCAACGGGUGGUGGGUGCAUUUCGAGCGGCGGCGGUGGCGGUGGUUGUGGAGGCGGCGAGAGUGGAACGGCAAUAGACGCCGCGACAUCGGUGUCGGCAGCAGGAACAGCAGGUGCCGGAGGCGUAGAGAUGGCGUCAUCCAGUAACCUAAAUCUCCUCGCCACCGUCUGUCUGCUCGAGGAAAACGGGAGUUGUGGAGGGAUCGAGAGCGGCGGUGGCGGCGAUGGAGCCAAUCACGAUGAAACGGUUCCGAUCGGAGACUGUGCACCGGACCUUUCGCAAGAGCUCGCGGUCACACAAGUGACUGGCACUCAGCCAGACGAGGCACUGGCGGCGCCUGCAUCUGCGCAGGUCGUGGUCGAGACGGUGACCCCUGGACAAGACACGGAGCGCCAGCAGCCUCUUCCGGCGAGCGAGGCCUUGGUGGCAGGUGGUGUGGAGGUGCAGGCAGCGGGAGAGGCUGGUGCCGGCGACGUGAUGCCGACAUUAAGCGGGUCAGUGGGUUUAGCACAACAGACGGGUGAAGCUCCGCGAGUGCAGAAGAGCCGGGGCUCGCACGACGUGCUCGACCGAAUUCGGGUGGACGGUGGCGAAGUGGAGCAGGGGGAAGCUAUAAGCGAUGCGCUAGCAGUGGCGCCAGGCAGUAGCAGCGGCGGGAGCGAGAAUGGGGGUGGCGCUCAACACGAGGAGGACGCCAUCCCCGUGCCCAGGCGGUCGAGCAGGGUGGUGGGAUCUUCUGCGCUGGAAUCGCCCAGCGUGGUUCGCCUGCUCGCGCAAAUUCGGACGGACGACCCGAGGGUAGAGGUGCUGAAGCUUCAUAACUACAUCCCAGCGGAUGUAUGCACGCCUGUCAUAGAUGCCGUGCUGGAGGCGUUGAUGCUCAACAACAACUGUCAAGCUCUCUACAUUCAGAACGUAAGCAAUGGUUUGCGAGACGAACAGCUUAUGAUGCUCGCCAGGGUGCUGCGCAAGGGCAACAUCUGGUGCCUGAAUGCGGGGGAGAACUCCAAGAUCAAGCCGUCCACUUGGUGCGACUUUGUCAAGGAGAUAGAGAAAACAGGCGUCACGCACGCUUAUCUCAGCGAGGAAUGCAUCCCUGUCGGCCUCAAGAAGGCCAUGCGGACGGCCAUCCGUGCCAACAGGGUCAAGCACACCCGCCACAAGUCGGCUUCAAAUGUCAAAGUAAUACGGCAAUGUACCAACAUGUGGUGGAAUCCCGUACUCUGCAAGGAAUCGCAGGCGGAGCUGAAGGCGGCCGCAGCAGCAGCGAAGGAGAGAAGCGACAGCGGCGGCGGCAGCAGCAGCAGCGGUAGCGGCGGCAGCAGCAGCAGCGGUAGCGGCGGCAGCAGCAGCGGCGGCGGUGGGAGAAGCAGCGGCGGUGGGAGCGAAGGCGAUGAGAGCGCAAGGGGAUCGGGGUCGGAAACAGGAGAAGCAGCACGAGAAGCAACCGCCGAGAAGCCGAGCGGGGGUGGGUGCGCGGGCAAGUCUUCCACCACUGCGAGGGGGAAGGGGAAGAUAAAAGCGGGGCAGCAGGAGCAGACAGAUGGCCGAGGUGGCCGAAAAAAACGGCGCCGCAGCGGAGGAGCUGGGGGAAACGCGACAAAAUAUUCUGCCACGGAGCGCGACUCGAAGAAAUCUUGUGGGACAGGGCGGGCAGAGACGGUGUCUGACGAGCCAAAGAGCCGGCAGGAGGUGUGGGAUGCUGGAUUCGAUGACGAUGAGGCGGCUAUGGACUUCGAAGAUGCAUGUUACGAGAGCGACGUGGAAGCCAGGGAAGAAUUGACACAAGAGGAGAAGAAGGAGAGGGAAGCCUGGGAAAGAGAGAGGGGAGCCGAGCGAGAAAAGGAGAAGCAAAAACAGAUGAGCAAGACGUUUCAUCGAAUAAAGGUGCUAUAA